GUUCACCGAACGUUGUUGGAUGCCCUUCGGUCGGUAUUCGUGUGGUGCAGCAGUCUCUUCCUCUUCUAUGCCGUUAGUCAUCGCUUCGGUGAACCUUUCGAUCCUGUCUGGGGCCUCAUUGAAAUCGACGGUUUCGGCAUGCUGGUGAUGGGUACUCUGAUAUUCAACGAGAUUCUUCGCCUGGAUUGCAUACCCUGUUGCGGAGAUUUAUCCGCCACUGUUCCCGUAGUUCCAGACGAAAGCGUCUCAGUCCCGUCCGAUUCCGUCACAGAUGAUGCUGAUUCUGAGAGAAAACCCCUGUUGGCUGCCGGCGCCGCCGUAAAUUCCGGUACCUUCGGCUCUCUUGACAAUCAGGGGACCUCCGUGGAGGCCUAA
Molecule: messenger RNA, 375 nt
Organism: Dibothriocephalus latus
Lineage: Eukaryota; Metazoa; Platyhelminthes; Cestoda; Diphyllobothriidea; Diphyllobothriidae
Source: the annotation of a GenBank genome assembly